UUCAUAAUUUAAGUUCCACCCGUGGCACAAGCACUCAAGGAAAAUAUAAAUGACAAGGUCCACUCGACUCUCAGACAAGGUUUUCCAAGCAAGAUGAAGCCCAUCAUCUUCUUCGUACUUUCCCUGCUCCUCAUCCUGGAGAAGCAAGCAGCUGUGAUGGGACAAAAAGGUGGAUCAAAAGGCCAAUUACCAAGUGAAUCUUCCCAAUUUCCACAUGAACAAAAGGGCCAGCAAUAUUCAGCACGAAAAGACAAACAGCAUGCUGAAUCCAAAGGCAGUGUUUAUAUUGAACACAUAUAUCAUGUAGACGUCCACGGUCAUGACCAGACCCGAAAAAGUAAGCAAUAUGACUUGAAUGCCCAAAAUAAAACGAUAAAAUCAGAAAAACAUGCAGCUGGAAGUCAAGAACCAUUCAAUCACAAGCAAGAAAGCAGAGAACAUGGUAAAUCAAAAGGUGAUUUUCAUGUGUUAAUUAUACACCAUAAAGGAGGCCACGCUCCUCAUGGGACACAAAAUCCUUCUCAAGAUCAGGGAAAUAGCACAUCUGGAAAGGGAAUAUCCAGUCAAGAUUCAAACACAAAAGAAAGCCUACUGGCUCUUGGACUAGGUAAAGAACAAGAUUCAGUCUCUGGUACACAAAGAAAUAGAACACAAGGUGGAUCCCAAAGUAGUCCUGUCCUCCAAACUGAAGAUCCAGUACAUAACAAAAAACCUGAGACUCAAAAUUCUCUUCAAAAUAAAGGGAGUUCCCCAAAUGUGAAUGAAACGAAACAGAAACAUUCAAGUAAAGUGCAAACCCCACUCUGUUCUGCACAAGAAGACAGACUCCAAUGUGGAUCCAAAGACGUUUUUUCCAAGAAUCAAAACCAGACAAGAAAUCCCAAUCAAGAUCAAGAGCAUGGCCAGAAGGCACAUAACAGGUCCUGCCAAUGUUCAAGUACAGAAGAAAGACCACUUAAUCAUGGAGAAAAGGGCAUACAGAAAGAUGCAUCCAAAGGCAGUACUUCUAACCAAACUGAAGAUAAAAUACAUGACAAGUCUCAAAAACAGGUAACAACUCCUAGUCAAGAUCAAUGGUCUGGCCAAGAAGCAAAAGGAAAGUCUGGCCAAUCUGCAGACAGAGAAAAAGACCUACUCAGUUGUGACCAAAAAGGCAGACGCCAACACGGAUCUCAUGGGGGAUUGGAUAUUGUAAUCAUAGAGCAUGAAGCUGACAAUGAUCAUCGUUUGACACAACAUCACGACAACAACCAAAGUGUGACCACCAGUGGCAGUCUGUGGGACUGUUUCUCAGACCUGGAAGAUGACCACAUGCCCAACAGGGAUGGCCCAUGGGCUAUUUCUCAGGAAGAUACAAACGAAGAUAUCCACUCGGCUCUCAGACAAGGUUUUCCAAGCAAGAUGAAGCCCAUCAUCUUCUUCGUACUUUCCCUGCUCCUCAUCCUGGAGAAGCAAGCAGCUGUGAUGGGACAAAAAGGUGGAUCAAAAGGCCGAUUACCAAGUGAAUCUUCCCAAUUUCCACAUGGACAAAAGGGCCAGCAGUAUUCUGCACAAAAAGACAAACAGCAUGCUGAAUCCAAAGGCAGUGUUUAUAUUGAACACAUAUAUCAUGUAGACGUCCACGGUCAUGACCAGACCCGAAAAAGUAAGCAAUAUGACUUGAAUGCCCAAAAUAAAACGAUAAAAUCAGAAAAACAUGCAGCUGGAAGUCAAGAACCAUUCAAUCACAAGCAAGAAAGCAGAGAACAUGGUAAAUCAAAAGGUGAUUUUCAUGUGUUAAUUAUACACCAUAAAGGAGGCCACGCUCCUCAUGGGACACAAAAUCCUUCUCAAGAUCAGGGAAAUAGCACAUCUGGAAAGGGAAUAUCCAGUCAAGAUUCAAACACAAAAGAAAGCCUACUGGCUCUUGGACUAGGUAAAGAACAAGAUUCAGUCUCUGGUACACAAAGAAAUAGAACACAAGGUGGAUCCCAAAGCAGUCCUGUCCUCCAAACUGAAGAUCCAGUACAUAACAAAAAACCUGAGACUCAAAAUUCUCUUCAAAAUAAAGGGAGUUCCCCAAAUGUGAAUGAAACGAAACAGAAACAUUCAAGUAAAGUGCAAACCCCACUCUGUUCUGCACAAGAAGACAGACUCCAAUGUGGAUCCAAAGACGUUUUUUCCAAGAAUCAAAACCAGAAAAGAAAUCCCAAUCAAGAUCAAGAGCAUGGCCAGAAGGCACAUAACAGGUCCUGCCAAUGUUCAAGUACAGAAGAAAGACCACUUAAUCAUGGAGAAAAGGGCAUACAGAAAGAUGCAUCCAAAGGCAGUACUUCUAACCAAACUGAAGAUAAAAUACAUGACAAGUCUCAAAAACAGGUAACAACUCCUAGUCAAGAAGAUGGCCAUAGGGCAAAUAAAACGUCAUCCCGAUCUUCAGGUACAGCAGAAAGACGACCUAACCAUGGAGAAAAGGGCAUACAGAAAGAUGCAUCCAAAGGCAGUUCUUCUAACAAAACUGAAGAUAAAAUACAUGACAAGCCUCAAAAACAGAUAACAACUCCUAGUCAAGAUCAACGGUCUGGCCAAGACGCAAAAGGAAAGUCUGGCCUAUCUGCAGAUAAAGAAAAAGACCUACUCAUUCGUGACCAAAAAGGCAGACACCAAGAGGAAUCCAGUGGAGCACAUAAUAUUGUAAUUAUAGAGCACGAAGUUAGCCAUGAUCAUCACUUGGCACAACAUCAUGAUAAAGACCAAAAUAGACUUAUCGUUCAGCAACCACUUGAAAAGCUAGACCAAUAG
Molecule: messenger RNA, 2781 nt
Organism: Callithrix jacchus (white-tufted-ear marmoset)
Lineage: Eukaryota; Metazoa; Chordata; Mammalia; Primates; Cebidae
Source: RefSeq, a predicted model, not a curated record